This is a messenger RNA of Panicum hallii, 1949 nucleotides long. Its product is annotated as 2-carboxy-1,4-naphthoquinone phytyltransferase, chloroplastic. Gene Ontology annotation, biological process: phylloquinone biosynthetic process. NCBI's taxonomy places the organism in Eukaryota, Viridiplantae, Streptophyta, Magnoliopsida, Poales, Poaceae. The record is from RefSeq and is a predicted model, not a curated record. Gene Ontology annotation, molecular function: prenyltransferase activity. Bases 185 to 1198 code for a protein of 337 amino acids. The transcript has 10 exons. Gene Ontology annotation, cellular component: membrane.
CCCCUGCCUACCUCGUCCGCGGCUUCGCUAUCGCUUUUCGCCCAGCCUUAUCCAGGCAGGCCCAGCGAGAGCACCUCCGCCGCUCCCGGACGACGCCGGCGCCCGCGACGCGCUCGAUGGAACGCCGCGCCUGAGCUCUCCCGGACUCGCGCUCCCAGCCCCAGCGCCCGCGCCGCCUCGGCAGAUGCCGCUCGCCGGCAUUGCCCUCGCGCCUCUCCUCGUCUCCCCCCUCGCGCCUUCGCCUCGCCGUGGCAGCGUCGCCACUGCCGCCGCGAGAAGGCCGAGCGCUCUCCGGCGAGCUCGGUGCUCGGCCGCAGCCGCUUCCGGUGAAUCCGGGGAGGCCGGUGAGCUGCCACGCGCGACGCUGCUAUGGAGGGCGGCCAAGCUGCCCAUCUACUCCGUGGCGCUCGUGCCACUCACGGUAGGGAGCGCCUGUGCUUAUCAUCACGCAGGCCUAUUCUUUGCCAAACGCUAUUUUAUUAUCUUGGCAGCGGCAGUCCUUGUGAUCACUUGGCUCAAUCUGAGCAAUGAUGUCUUUGAUUCGGAUACUGGGGCUGACAAGAACAAGAAAGAAUCUGUUGUUAACAUUAUUGGCAGUCGAGCAGUGACACAAAAUGCUGCAAAUGUUUCUCUUUUCCUCGGCUUUGCUGGGCUAUUUUGGGCCUUUGCGGAAGCCGGUGAUGCUAGAUUCAUCUUCCUGGUGACGUGUGCAAUCUUCUGUGGUUAUGUUUAUCAGUGUCCUCCAUUUCGAUUAAGCUACCAAGGACUAGGUGAGCCUUUAUGUUUUGCUGCUUUUGGUCCAUUGGCAACCACAGCUUUCUACUUCUCAAGCAGCAAUGUAAAUAUUUCAAGCGGAACAGCACUGCUCCCUCUCACCAAAACAGUUAUAGCUUCAUCAGUCCUUGUUGGGUUGACAACUACUUUGAUACUCUUCUGCAGCCAUUUUCAUCAGAUUGAUGGAGAUCUUGCUGUUGGGAAGAUGUCUCCCCUGGUAAGAGUUGGCACUGAAGCAGGAUCACGAAUAGUGAUGGUUGCUAUUGCCAUGCUUUACAUUCUCUUGGCAGCAUUUGGCGUAUGCAAAGCUCUUCCAUCAGCUUGCACUGUCCUUUGUGCCCUUACUCUACCAGUGGGCAAAUUGGUUGUGGAUUAUGUGCUGAAAAAUCACGAGUUUGAGAUUGCGCCUUCAGGACAAUGCUAAGAUUUUCAUGGCGAAGUACUACUGUGUGCGACUGCACGCUCUGUUUGGGAUGGCGCUGGCUUGUGGUUUGGUCUUGUCCCGGAAUGGUAUACUAGCCUGACAGAUGAGCAACCCAGAAAUCCAUGAGAGGAUCCAGAGCAGAGAGCUGCACCGCACCACCCACAGCCUUCCAUUGCGUUCUGAACUUCUGAUUCAGCGACAGAACAGACUGAACGCUGAGAAUGGGUGCAGUACUGAACUGGGGCAGAUCUGCCAAGAAAUGGAGAGGAAAUGCCAGGGAGGUACUCAAUGUCCACUGGGCCGUAUUGGACGGCAAGUCGCUGUUGCUGCUUGAGUGAACGAGGAGGUUCCGACGUUUGGUGCCUGUGAGUUGGCUUGCUUCAGCAUCCGGUUUUUGCCCAAGUUGCACGUCUUCUACGCUUUGACCGGCUCGGCUGGCUCAUGCACGGUCAGGUUGCCGUUGCACAUAUAGCCGUAUAGGAGGAUCCCAAUAUGAAUUGAAUUCCAAGCCAGGACGAGUCAUGUUCAAGCAUUACUUCUCUGUACAAACGUACCAACUGGCCAUGUAGAUAUGUGGGGAUUUCACACGCCGCUGUCUCUCACAUUUUGCCUUCCUUGGUUGGUGGUUAGCUAGCUACCGUGCAGGGUUUGUAAUUGCAAUGUCUUGUUUCAUCUCUUUGUCCGGACAAGUAAACAAUGUUAAUACAACCAAACAUGUAAAACAAAAUGCAAAUACGCAGUCAUCUUGAGA